Messenger RNA from Stegastes partitus (bicolor damselfish), 2550 nucleotides. It is a transcript of the gene mtcl3, whose product is annotated as MTCL family member 3. Gene Ontology annotation, biological process: regulation of autophagy. Lineage: Eukaryota; Metazoa; Chordata; Actinopteri; Pomacentridae. The coding region runs from base 1 to 2550 and encodes 849 amino acids. The record is from RefSeq and is a predicted model, not a curated record. The transcript has 10 exons.
AUGAUGAACCCAUCAUCUGCCGACGCGCCGCGGCAGCCAGACAAUAGCAGCCGGAGGCAGCAGCAGCGAUCGUCGUCUCCGGCCGGCCUGAAAGACGCCGGGUCCAAAGCUACGCAGAAGGGCAGCAACUCAUCAAAGCCCAUCACGUCAAAGCAAGGAGGAGCAGGAGGGGGAGGAAGAGGCAGCCGAGGUCAUUCUCCCGUCUCCACCGGCAGGGAGCGGCAGGCCGGAGGCGCUCCUGCCGUCAGAGGCGCGGCUGCUGUCCAGGCUGCUGGUGCUGAAAGCCCGACGCUAAGCAGGCCCGCGUCCGCUUCCGCCGCCGCCCCCGUCCAAACCGCAGAGGACUCCCCGCGUGUCGUUGCCGAUGCUUCCUCGCCCUCCAGAGCAGAUCCUAACCGCGUCGUCUCCGACCAGCCCUGCGCAUCCAAAUCCCCCAAACUGAGGAGCAAAACCCCGAAAGGAGGCGAGGCCGCCGCGACGACGAGCAGCAGCAGCAGCAAGAAGAGCUCCAAAAGCACGGUGGGCUGCGGACCCGGUUUCUGGAAGGAGGGAUGCUUGCAGUCUGAGCUGAUACAGUUUCACCUGAAUAAGAGCCUGGGGAAGAAAGGGACAAAGAUGCAGACGAAAUCAGCAUCUCCACCGGCCUCAGAGCCGGAGCUGUCCCCGGAGCCCGACACCCCACAGCUGGCUCCACAGCCGGACCAGAAGCUGCAGGACGAGAUCGAGAGGCUGGAGGACGAAAAUGACGAUCUGAAGACUGAAAUCGAGGAGAUGCGGGCAGAGAUGGAUGAGAUGCGGGACACCUUCUAUGAAGAAGACGCCUGCCAGCUACAGGACAUGCGCAGAGAGCUGGAGAGAGCCAACAAGAACUGUCGGAUCCUCCAGUAUCGCCUAAAGAAGGCCGAAAGAAAGAGGCUUAGGAUCACAGAAAGUGGCCAAGUGGAUGGAGAGCUGCUCAGAAGUCUGGAACAAGACCUGAAGGUGGCUAAGGAUGUGUCCGUGCGUCUGCACCAUGAGCUGGAGAAUGUGGAGGAGAAGAGAACAAAGACGGAGGAGGAGAAUGAGAAGCUGAGGCAGCAGCUGAUAGAGGUGGAGGUCACCAAACAGGCCCUGCAAAAUGAACUGGAGAAAGCCAAAGAGCUCUCACUAAAAAGAAAAGGAAGCAAGGAUGGGCAGAAGGCUGAGAGAAAGGCUCCGCAGACACCGAUCGAGGAAGAAAACGAGGAUCUGAAAUGCCAGCUAGCCUUCAUCAAGGAGGAGGCCAUCUUGAUGAGGAAAAAGAUGGCAAAGAUUGACAAAGAGAAGGAUCGGCUAGAGCAGGAGCUGCUGAAGUACCGAUCCUUCUACGGGGACGUGGACAGUCCUCUGCCUAAAGGUGAGGCUGGAGGGCCUCCCACCACCCGCGAAUCCGAGCUGAAGCUCCGUUUGCGUCUCGUGGAGGAGGAGGCGAACAUUUUAGGGAGGAAGAUCGUGGAGCUGGAGGUGGAGAACAGAGGACUGAAGGCUGAGCUGGACGACAUGAGGGAGGACAGUCUGGCGGCAGCCGGAGUGGACGGCUCCAGCAGUGGAGGUCAGCAGAGCAGAGAGCAGGGAGAGGCCCUGUCAGAGCUGAGGCAGCAGCUUCAGCUGGUGGAAGAUGAGGCAGAACUUCUCCGCAGAAAUCUAGCAGAUAUAGAAGAAGAGAACAAAAAGGUGACAAAUGAGCUCAAUAAACUUAAAUACAAGGCUGGAUCCCAUGAACCUGGAUCAAGACAUGGAGGAGGAGGAGCUGACCCUGCUAAAGUAGAGGCCCUCCAGGAGGAGCUGAAAGCAGCACGACUGCAGAUCAAUGAGCUGAGCGGCAAAGUUAUGCAGCUCCAGUACGAGAACCGUGUGUUGCUCUCCAACAUGCAGCGCUACGACCUGGCCUCCCACCUGGGCAUCCGCGGCAGCCCUCGAGACAGCGACGCCGAAAGCGACGGAGGACGGGACGACGACACCCCCUCGGCCUCGGCCUCCUCCCCUCGCCUCCUCCCUCCGCACCGCAAGCGAGAGGGCCCCAUCGGGGGGGAGAGUGACUCGGACGAGGUGAGGAACAUCCGCUGCCUCACCCCGACGCGUUCCCUUUACUCACCUGUAGACAGUCGUUUUUUAUCCAGAAGCCUGAAGGACCGGCAACAGAUGAUAGACAUCCGCAUCGAGGCGGAGAGGCUGGGUCGGACCAUCGAUAGGCUCAUCGCUGACACCAGCACUAUCAUCGCUGAGGCCCGAGUGUACGUCACCAACGGGGAGCUGUUUGCUCGGCUGGAUGAGGAUGAGGAGGGUGGCAGGAUCAGAGAACAUGAGCUCCUGUAUCGCAUCAACGCCCAGAUGAAGGCCUUCAGAAAGGAGCUGCAGAGCUUCAUAGACCGGCUGGAUGUCCCCAAGCAGGAGGAUAAACAGGCCGAGGAGCCGCUGUCUAUGUUCCAGCCCAUUAUUUUGCUGAUCCUCAUCCUUGUUCUGUUUUCCUCACUCUCUUAUGCCACCAUUUUUAAAUUGGUAUUUCUUUUCACCCUGUUUUUUGUUCUGUAA